Messenger RNA from Arachis stenosperma, 429 nucleotides. RefSeq lists its product as uncharacterized. The coding region runs from base 1 to 429 and encodes 142 amino acids. Lineage: Eukaryota; Viridiplantae; Streptophyta; Magnoliopsida; Fabales; Fabaceae. The record is from RefSeq and is a predicted model, not a curated record. The transcript has a single exon.
AUGAGGUACGACGGGACCAAGGAUCCCCAGGAGCACCUCAUAGCUUUCGAAGCAAGAAUGAACUUGGAAGGAGUAGGCGACGCGGUCAGAUGCCGAGCAUUCCCUAUAACGCUGGCCGGCCCAGCGAUUCGAUGGUUCAACGCCCUCCCACAAGGGUCCAUUACGACUUUCGCGGACAUCUCCCAAAGCUUUCUGGCUCGGUUCACAACACGCAUAGCCAAGGCAAAACACCUGAUUAACUUGCUAGGGGUCACCCAGAAACCCGGGGAACUGACCAGAAAGUUUCUGGACAGGUUGAACAACGAAUGCUUGGAAAUUGACGACCUCACGGACUCAGUCGCUAGUCUUUGCCUAACAAAUGGCCUGCUAAAUGAGGACUUUAAGAAGCAUCUCACAACUAAGCCUGUGUGGACUAUGCAGGAGAUUUAA